Messenger RNA from Rhipicephalus sanguineus (brown dog tick), 6654 nucleotides. RefSeq names its product bestrophin-4. The coding region runs from base 783 to 2594 and encodes 603 amino acids. The record is from RefSeq and is a predicted model, not a curated record. NCBI's taxonomy places the organism in Eukaryota, Metazoa, Arthropoda, Arachnida, Ixodida, Ixodidae. The transcript is spliced from 11 exons. Gene Ontology annotation, molecular function: chloride channel activity.
CCUCUCCGCCGUUCAGGGCUGACGCAAGGACUCGGCGGUUUUUCCUUCGCGUAGCGUUGAAAGGCGCUCCACCGUUAACGCCGGCGGCCGAUCUUUUAAAACACAGCACUGAGCUUUUUAUCGAAGCGAGUGGCUCGCAGGCUAGUUCUUUAGACAUACAAGGCUGACAAAAAAAAAAGGAGACCCAGGGUCCAUUGACAGGGCCCACCAUUCUCGAAAAGUCCGCCAACCCCGCCGCGCCGCCGUAGGUUCGGUGUUUUCCGAUUUUCGAAUCGGAAAAAACCGCACCUCACCGGGGCAAAUGGUGCCCUCAACAGCGACGAGCUGCCUGCAACGCUGGAACAACUUUGCCCGGGUGAGCUAGGGCCGUGCGGCACCUAGUUGAUAAGAGCAGCUAGGCCAUUUAGAAGCGACGCUUCGCCUCCUCAUCCAGCCUUCACAAACAGAAGCGGCAGACCCACAGCUGCCGUGCAACGUUAGAGGCACCAAGGUUGCCCGACUCCUGUUUGUGCUGCAGCGAGUGCCGGCCGGCUCGGAGCAAGAGCCGUCGGCAACCAGUGCUGCCCUUCUGUUGGGGAUUCCCGGCUCCUCCUAAUUCGUCGGGAAUACGGUGGACCCCACAGAAACAGUCUCGGGGAAGUGCAUCUGAGGCACUCACUCCUCUUAAACUACGUGUCGUGCCACGGCCUCCUUUCCCGAGCUUAAACUGACCCAGGCUGUGUCGGUGUAGAACUCUUGGAAGACUCCUUCAAGACUCCUAAGAGUAGCUCUAGCCCUCCACCAUGACGAUCACGUACUCGCUGAACGUCUCGGAGGCCAGGCUGUGCGGCUUCGCCAAGCUGCUGCUGCGAUGGCGUGGCAGCAUCUACAAGCUCCUCUACCGGGAGAUGAUCAUCUUCUGCACCCUGUACUUUGGCCUGAGCGCCCUCUACCGGCACAUACUCAACGAUCACCAAAAAGCUGUCUUUGAAAGCCUGGCCAAGUACUGCGAAAAGUUCACGGACCUGAUCCCGCUCUCAUUCGUGCUCGGCUUCUACGUAUCCAUCGUUGUUGGCCGCUGGUGGCAGCAGUACAUGAAUGUGCCCUGGCCCGACAAAGCGGUGAUGGCCAUAGCAGCGUACGUGAACGGCACUGACGAGCGUGGCCGCGUAAUCCGGCGCACGAUGGCCCGCUACCUGUCUCUCCUGUCGGCGCUCACUUUCCAAGCCAUCAGCACGGCGGUCAAGAAACGCUUCCCAACACUCGACCACAUGGAGGAAGCCGGCCUGAUGACCAAGGAGGAGCGGCGCGUGUACGACUCAAUCCCGGUGUCCCACGGCAAGUGGUGGGUGCCGGCACAGUGGUUCGUCGCGCUGGCCGUCCGCGCCCGCAAGGAAGGACGCAUCAAGGACGACAUCCUGCUCAAGCAUCUGCUCCAGGAGAUGCACGAGUUUCGUGGCUGCUGCGGCAUGCUGUACAGCUACGACUGGAUCAGCAUCCCCCUGGUUUAUACGCAAGUGGUGACGCUGGCCAUCUACACCUACUUCCUGGCCACAGUCAUGGGCCGGCAGUAUCUCAGUUCGUCCUCGGGCGAUGAGAUUGACCUGUACAUCCCCGUCUUCACCAUCCUGCAAUUCUUCUUCUACAUGGGCUGGUUAAAAGUGGCUGAACAACUUAUAAACCCCUUUGGUGAAGACGAUGACGAUUUCGAACUGAACUGGUGCCUAGACAGAAACCUGCAGGUAUCAUUCCAAAUUGUGGACGACAUGCACCAGCGACACCCCCGGUUGGUACGCGACAUCUACUGGGAUGAGGCAGAACCACAGCUUCCUUACACCAAGUCCUCGGUGAACCUCCGCACUCAGCCACACCUGGGUUCAGCAAUGACUCUCGAUGUGGACCCAGAGGAAUCCGAGUUCGUUCCCAUGGAGACCAUCCUGGAGGAGGACCAUGACGAGCACAAGUACUCGAGCCCACCGACGUCACCGCCCAAUGCAGCAGACGUGCCGCAGGUGCCCGGGCCACUGGGCUCCCAUUUCUACCACGUGCCACUGCACCUUCAGCCAUCAGAGUGCGCACCGCCGUCCACUAUCUCAAAUCACCUCCUUGACAGCCCACUCAUCACGACUCGGAACACCUCUGACAACACCACCCAAACGGGACUGCGGAUCUUGAGUACGGGCAGUCGGCUCCUCAACCUCAUCAUCGGCAGCAGCAACGACAACCUGCCGCAGUCACCCAAGAUCAAGGAUCACCCGCUCGUGCCACACUUUGUGUCGCGGCCGCAAUUAAGCCGUCGCACCGCGCGGACCGUGUCUCUCUGCGAGGGCCUUGACCAUCGCAGCCACGAAUUCACGGUCGAGGAACGCCGGUCUCUGCUGCGCGGAGAUGACCGGCCGACCAUCAAGGAGUCGGUGCCGACGUCGGUAAUUGUCGACUUGGCCGCACCUCCGACGACCAUUGAGCAAGCUAAGCAGACCGACGAAUCACAACAUGACAAGAGAAUGGAAGAGCAGCCAGAGCCGUCGCCGUACGAGCCAAAUAGCUCAACCGAGAGCCUAGUCGAAAACAGUCAGUGCAGCACCGACAGCUACACUCAGUUGCUGCCACCAUAAUGCAGCGGCAGUGAAAUUAGUCAGCUUAUCUGGCUGGCAGGCCUUUCGACUGGUGGUCAGCUUUGAGAGAAGCACAACAACGCAAGUGCCAAACGGGCAGCACUCAAAUGAAUUGAGUGCUGCAAGUUCUUCACCAACACAGUGGCCCAAGUCACUGCUUUCCAAAGCUGACAACCAUUAUGACACAAGCCUGCACAUGGCCUGCCAAUUCGAACGAUUUCUGCACUGGCCAGACAUUAAACACCCGACAUAAGAUUUCAAGACACCGUCUCAUAAUGUGCACAACGUACUGCAGCUGCAUUUUCGUCUUGACUCUUCGGCUGCAACUGUGGUCAAGAGAGGUCACAUUUGCGAUGUUCAAAGCCAGGCACUGAAUCGUUGUGAUGUGAAAAAAUCGAUGUCAUCCACCCUCAGAGGAGUCCAGGCUGAGUGCAGAAAGGGAACAGCACUGUCAGCCAUGUGUCAUCUUAUGUAUAGUUAUAUGCAGACAAACUGUCGAGAACAGAGCAACCAUAAAGGCAAAUGCUGUUCCACUCGUGCCUACAGCCCUUCGCAAUGGUACGGAACAAAGCAAGGGCGGCAAGCAACAUUAUACUGCACGCAACUUUCACGCUGUCCAUAUGGUGGAGGCUUUCAGCGUGGCAAGUUGAGCAAAGCCUGCUCAGAAAGGCUUAUCUUAUGCACACUGAAUCGCUAGCAACGAAGAAAAGCUUGCACAUUAAGAGAGACAUGGUGUUAUUGUACGCCUACAAGUCUGAAAAUGAAGCACAGCAAACAUGUUACAAGUCGAAACAACUCAUUUGAAGGCAUCCUCAGCAGUAAUCUGCAAGUGCUUUUGCGUAUCGACUCAAUCGCAAGCAUUCUCAGUAAGCAAGGAAAAAGGAGGCAAUUUACAUGAAAACUGUUACGCCACUCCUUCAUGAAGGGUCACAUUUAAGGGCCGCACUUAAAGACUUAUCCCACCGAAAUGGCAAUCAGCCAUGGGCACGUUGCCACAGGCAAACCUGAUCAGUGGAUAUAGACAAUGUGCUAAUUGUUUGUCGACUUCGAGGAACAGAUCUCUGACGCGAGAUGCUCACCAGUGAUAUUUUUGUGCAUGUGAAAGUGUGUGUGCAGCUGUUUGUGAUUAUUUAAACUGCGUGGCGACUGUAAUGGACGUGUUGUGAUGUGCACUCAUGACUCAGUUCUCAGAAACAGUGAAAAUUUUUUUCUUUUUCUUUCGUUCUCCCUCAGUGGCACAUUUCAUUUCCACUGAAUGUGCCGAGAAAUGUCUCGGUUGUUGUAAUGCCUGUGGGGACACGUCUCAUGCCGAACUGAUGUUGUGUGCACCUGAUCCAUGCUUACACAAGGGUUCCGGUGAACUGUGAUGCAGUUUCGUAAACCAACUGUGGACUCUCGCAAACAACCCAAACAUUUUGUCGCACUAUUUUUUCAAGAAAAAUGUACUAUAAUUCAACCGCUGUGCCACUCCUGCAACCGGUGAAAUGACCAGUGAAAUUGACCUGAUAUGGUAAGCACGAAGAAGCAAGUGACCAUUUGCGUCAGCUUUGCCAUCAAAAUGCUCUUGAAAGAUGUGUAAUAAUUGGCGUUGACCUGAGAACCUGCAAGAGAGUGCUGCGAGACUGCUUGUUUGCAUGCAGGUGUGAUGGUGAUUCAGUUGUCAGAGCGAGUUUUAGCUUAAACAGACCUGCAUUGACUCGAAGCAUCCGGUAAUCAAAGCCUCUGCAGGUCAACAGCACAUCUUUGGUCUCCUUAAAGGGGUGAGGUAGUCAGAGGAACCAUUGCAACAAGGCAGUUAUCAUGUAGAAUACAGGACAGUGAUGCUCCCACUGUCAGGAGUGGUGAAGCUGUCUGUGCUGAACAGUAGCUCCUAUCGUAACUUGCUAGGUUCCGGAUGCUGAAAACUUCUCGCGGUUGGCAACCCACACUUGGCGGUUGCGAUGUCGAAGGAUGUUAGUUUAUUCUGGAGCGAGUGUCGGCACUUUUGCCCCCAUUUACAGGGUCUCGGGUGCACUUCUCUGGCUCGAUUCGCUACCCAUGUCGCUGCGGCCAGUGGCCGAGAAGAAACAUGGCGCCAACUAGGCUGGCAGCUUCAGUGCUGCGGAGUAUGCCCGAAGCUGCGAGGCCUCACGUGUGUGGGACGAUGGACUGAUGCAGCUCUUGUGAGAUGUGGGGAUGCACUAUCGUCCUGCGUGACUCGACAUAUCCCAAGCGGCUGCCAAUGCACAGUGUACGAUCUGGCAGAAAGAUUAGGUAGUAGUGUAUAUUCGGCAAAUUAGACGAGACUUCCAAGCGUGCCGAUCUUCUUCCUCAUGGAAGUUUUGUUGCAGACAGUAGGGAUGAUGCCUGCGACAGUACAUGUCGCUCUACGUACAGCUGUUCAUGCGACAUGAACAAAUGACAGGUGUGUGCACCUCCUCAUGAGCACAUCUCUGUUCUCUACAAGCUGAUUGAAAGGAAAGGGAGUCUCGUUUGUUCUUCGACCAAUGAUGAUAUGCAGUUUUUGAUGUGAACAUGCACGCAGCAUCACGCGUGCUGAGCUCCUUAUUUAUUUACCUCUUAUAUGUCACCCUUUCGUCACUGUCAUUGUUUCAGUGUUUUCCGUAGUGGUAUGUUUAAAAUGUAUGAAACUGCACGUUUUUCAGUGUUACCGGUUUCCGACGACAUGCCCAAGAUUGCGCACGAAUGAUGCGGCUGUUCAUUUGAUGACACGGGCUGCUAACAUUGUCUUGGUUUCCGUGCCCGCGUUAGUCUAUAAGUGAUUUGAAUGGGUCAAUUAUUUGUUUUGGUUUGCGUGGAAAUGAUUGCCGCAUUUCUUCCACAGCUUCAUGGAAACUUCACGGUGAAACAACAGGGGCUUUGCGAUUUCUAGCAGCACCUGUUUUAAAUAAAUUGUUGUAAUAGUUUAACCGCUGGCCAAAACAUUGCUAGCGUAAAGGAAUGUUUCAUUCCUGCAACGUCGAAAGAUGUCACAACAACACCGUCCUUUGCCUAAUCCAAUGUUUUUAACGAAUUUAUUUGACAUCAAGUAGGCUUGUGUUUAGGAAUGACCAAGUCCUGUAAGCAUGAAUUGUCGCAAAGGCUGCAGGGGACGUAGAAAGUUCAAUAACAAUGCAAAGGAAACAUGUUGGUACACGAAUGACGUGAAAUGUCUGCAACAUUCGUGGCACAACAAUUGGAUAUACUUAACAAUGAACUUGUAAGUGUAAUUGUAUUUUCCUGAAUGGACGGGUAACUGCAUUCUAUAUCAGUAAGGCCAUGAAGAUAGAAGAUAGAAGCAUGAAGAUAGACAAGAAACUAAUGGCCAAAUUGUAUGUCUAUAAGAAAAAGCAAAGAAAGACGGCUCUUCGUGCCAUUUCAUGCUAAAAGGACGACAUGCUCCCAGCAAUCCGAUCCAACAUUAUGCGACAAGAACAGUUGACCUGACGGAGUGCUUCACUUCCGUGAAAGUCUCCUGAGGGUGCUCAAGUAGACAUCCGCAGUAGGUAAACUUUCUCCCUUGCGUGUUUGACAAGCUGCUCGCCGCAUUGGUAAACGUAAACCUUUCGCCCAACGAAGUUGCAUCACUAGACAGAUAGGAUCGUCACAUUGACGAUCUGUUUUUUUUCUUUCCAACGUUUCCUUUUUUCUUCUUCUCGAGUUCCUGUUUAAAUGUGAUCUUUUCACUGUUCGCUACGGAUCUUUUACAUCCGGCUCGCCGAUUAGUGGAACGACUAAGACGCAGAUGUGGAGCUUUCUGUGAAAGCGUAUUGUAGAAUACAGUGACACCUGGGCGGUUCUCAGUUUCACCUGUUGAUUUUUUUUUUACGCAACUGCAUUUAUUAUGGCUUAUUGUUCCCGAUGAACACAUUACGCCAGCACUGCUUUGAACUGUUUACGUGAAUUCUCAGCAGGUCAUGGUUUCGUUGUGCAACAUCCGAGGUUCUUUAGUUGCUCUGCGUUUAGCAACUUCGACGGUUAUGCUGUUUGCAAGAAAUGAUGCAAGCUGUAGACUCUCUGUACUGAGCAACACCUGCAUUACUAAACUGCUGUCCUGCUGAAAAUAAAUUGCCUGAAUGCA